This is a messenger RNA of Brassicogethes aeneus, 1230 nucleotides long. NCBI's taxonomy places the organism in Eukaryota, Metazoa, Arthropoda, Insecta, Coleoptera, Nitidulidae. The record is from the annotation of a GenBank genome assembly.
UCUACAUCUCCGUGCAAUGUAUUAGAGGAUUGUCCACAAACUUUAACAAUAAUGAAUUGUGAUAACUUUGUAUCUACUGAUUACUCUAGUAGGAAUUUAACCACCGAUAAUGAAGAUUGUGAUGGGAAUUUACCUAUACCAACAGUGGUCAAAGAUGAGACUUCUCAAGCAAGCUGGCUUCCCAAAUGCCACAGAAAAUCAAAUUUAAAAAAGAAAAAAUGCCAAAAAUCCAGCAAGAAGAAGACGUGCUUCAAUCUAGAAAACGUAACAAUAGAAAAUAUAUUUAACAAAAAUAUAGAGAUCAUCAAACCCGAAGACGUGCAAGUAUUAGUCGAAAAAGAAAACGAAGACAUCGAAUUAUUCUCAGGGAUAGCCAGAAGUUACAUACCUUUUAAUCCAGGAAAUUUUUCACCGAAGAAAAAAUUACACAAAAUCAGCAUGAACAGUGAAGCUAUGGCUUUGCUCUAUGAAUCAGUUUUUAAGUCUACUGAGUUUCCUUCCGCUGAUUCUGCUCAAAUAGAACCAACUCCAGAAUUAAUGGCUUCAAUAAUGCAUCUGAUUGAAAAUAAAAUAGAUCCCCUACUGGAAACCAAUGUUCACUUUAACACAUUGUUUACUGGUGAAAAAGGUGGAUCUGGUGAUGAUUCUUUACAACUAAGUCCAUUGGCUGAUGGUUAUUAUCAAGAUGUUAUAAUACCUUUACAAGAACCAAAAACAGCAAAAUAUGAAAUGUUAACAAGAGAUAACAGAAUAAUUACUGCCAGAUUAAAAAAAUUAGGAGGGGGGGAUUUAAAGGAUGAUUUAUUCAAGAGUCUAAACUGGGAUGAAUAUAACAUGGACAAACUAAAUAAGUCCCUUGCCAAAACUGAAGGCGAAGAUUCCUUCUAUACUUCAAAUAACAUUGGGGCUGAACCCAUCACCAUUCUCGAUGCAAUCGAUAUAAACGAAAGCACAACUUUGAAGCAAGAUUUGCAAAAUGGAAUUCAGUAUUUUAUCGAAACAACCACCCCAAAAUACUACUCCAGAAUACAGCUCAGAGGAAGUGAACCACCUCAAUUUUUUCCUGGAUAUAUCUACGCCACAUCAGAUAUACCAGAAUCAGUAAAGUUGGCCAGGUCUCCAAGUGAAGUUUUUGAAAAGGCAUGGAUGGCGACUCAUCCAAAAUACUUCAGGGAAUGCUCCCUAAUAUCAUUGUAAAUAAAUUAAAGGUAAAUAAAAACCAUGUCUAAC